Messenger RNA from Ipomoea triloba (trilobed morning glory), 2018 nucleotides. RefSeq lists its product as uncharacterized. Gene Ontology annotation, cellular component: membrane. The coding region runs from base 679 to 1680 and encodes 333 amino acids. The transcript is spliced from 9 exons. The record is from RefSeq and is a predicted model, not a curated record. Lineage: Eukaryota; Viridiplantae; Streptophyta; Magnoliopsida; Solanales; Convolvulaceae.
CACUCUAGCAUUUCAUCAUGUGUGUUUAUGUCGAUGUAUACACUGCUAUGCUAUGGUGGAUUUAUUUAUUUCUAAAUGCUGUAUUGUGCUAUGUAGGAUCCUGUUUCAAAGGCUUUAUUGCGCUGUAGCAAUAUAGAAAUGAUUUGAUUUCAGCAUUUUUUGUCGGUCGUCCAUUUCUGAUAACAUUCUUAAUAAUGUGAUUUAUGCACUAAUAUGUGCUGAAAUUAAGUUUCAUUGGUUGAUAUAUGCACCGUCAGUGCACAUAUUGUCACCCUCUGGUUCUGGUUGUUGAGAAAUUAAUUAGACUAUUAUAUGCUACCUACUACGUGUAUAUCUCUGUUUCCAUUCAUCAAAUACAUAAAUUUAUAUAACUUUCCUGAAUUUAAAAGGAAAUUAUCCUGCUCCAGCUCCAGUGGAGCUGAGCCAAAAGCUUUGUGGUUUUCCAAGUUAGUAAUUUGGUUGGAAAAAGAGACUGCUGCUUUUGUUGGGGCUGCAAACUUCUGUCAAAUCAAUAUUUUGUUUUUGUCUUAAUGAUCACCUUACCUAUGCCUGAUUUUUCAACUUUUGUUCAUUGUGCAUUUGCAACAUGUCCAAUGAUGCAUAUGUCAAGUGUGUAACAUUUAAAAACUUACAGUUAUUGAUUGCAGGAAGUGGAAGUAAGGUUGCAUCUUUGACAGGAUGCAACAACUCAUGGUGGCUGCUGACACUACUACCCUAAGUUAUUGGUGGAAUUGGAGGACUGUGCUCUGUGCAACUUGGGUCCUGACGUCCAUAGUUGUAGGACUAGUUUUAAUAUGGAAAUAUGAAUCUUCAGCGGGGGACAAUUCUGAAUCCGAUGGAAGGGAGAAGUGGCAAGAGAAAUCUUGGCUUUUCUGGUUUGAUGAGGCUUGGAGACCAUGUGUGAAAGAAUUACACCCAGUUAUUUUGAUGGUUUUCCGAUUAGUUGCAUUUAUUUUACUGGCAGCAGCACUUACUGCUGAUGUCGUUGUUCAUGGUGUUGACCUGUUUUUCUAUUAUACUCAGUGGACAUUUAUGUUGGUUACCAUUUACUUUCUGUUUGGAUCACUGUUUUCUAUUUAUGGGUGCUACCUCCAUUACAAAACAACAGAAAAUUUCAAUGAUUGUAUACGGAUGGAUGAGGAGCAGAGUUUGCAUAUAGCUCUCUCUGGUAAAGGAUAUCUGCAGGGAGUGAAAACUGGGGACUUCCAUAGGAAACUACUUGUUCCAAAAAGUAUUGGACUAUGUGGCUACAUCUUUCAAAUUUUCUUUCAGAUGACUGCUGGAUCGGUGAUGCUUACUGAUAUUCUGUACUGGACUGUCAUUUUCCCAUUUCUUACUAUCAAAGAUUACGACUUGAGUUUUUUGACAGUGGUUGCACAUACACUUAAUGGUAUCCUGCUUCUCGGCGAUAUAGCAAUGAAUUGCUUGCAAUUCCCUUGGUUCCGGAUUGCUUACUUUCUCAUAUGGACUGGUAUUUAUGUCAUUUUCCAAUGGAGUGUUCAUGCCUGUGUAUCAACUUGGUGGCCAUACCCAUUUCUUGACUUGUCCUUAACAUCUGCUCCCUUGUGGUAUUUGGUGGUCGCAUUAAUGCAUAUCCCCUGCUAUGGGGUAGUUGUACUUCUUGUUAAACUCAAAAGAAGUAUAUUGUCAAAAUGGUCCCCUCAAUCUUCCCUCAGAUGAGAUGUUAAACCCAAGCAGGAUGAUGCUGAAUUUCAGUGUCAACAUUGUACAAGAGUUUUGAGGGAUUUUGUCCACAUUUCAGCAUCAAACAAGUUCCACAUUUGGUUUCAAAAAAAAAAAAGUUCCACAUUUUAUAGGAGUCUGCAUAAACCAACCUUUUGAAGUUUUGGUUUACAAUGGCAGAGUUGUCCACUUGUGUUCGCCUUUAAAAUUUUUUUUUUCUUGAAAUGUAAUUUAAUUCCUUGAUAAGUUUACACACUGUAAAAUUAGAGUGUCAUAGCUCAUUGUGUGUGUUUUGCUUCUAAAUGAAUAGAUUAUGAUACUUUAGUCUAUUAAAA